Molecule: messenger RNA, 2583 nt
Organism: Fonsecaea monophora
Lineage: Eukaryota; Fungi; Ascomycota; Eurotiomycetes; Chaetothyriales; Herpotrichiellaceae
Exons: 5
Coding region: 1-2583 (860 amino acids)
Molecular function (GO): oxidoreductase activity, acting on the CH-OH group of donors, NAD or NADP as acceptor; flavin adenine dinucleotide binding; sarcosine oxidase activity
Source: RefSeq, a predicted model, not a curated record
AUGGCUCCGCCAUUGGAAAAAACAGACUGCAUUGUCAUUGUUGGCGCAGGUGUGUUUGGCCUGAGUACUGCUCUCCACCUGGCAGCGAGAGGCUAUACCGACGUCACUGUCUUCGACGCACAGCCCUAUGAAAGUACAAAAUAUGACUACAUCUCCGGCUGUGAUUCUGCUUCUGCCGACAUGAACAAGAUUAUCCGGUCUGCAUAUGGCGAACAAACCGAAUACCAAGACCUCUCUAGAGAAGCUAUCGAGUGCUGGGAGGAGUGGAACCAAGAGAUUAGCACGGGCAGAUGCGUACCUGACGGAAUGACUAGAGCAGAUAAGGUCUUCAUCAACAACGGCCAUCUCUCGUUGACUGACCGAGAUGAACUUCCGGAAUUUGAGAAAGCAACCAUCAGAAAUAUGGAGCGAGCGGGUUUCAGCGAUACCCAGCUCAUCACAACUGACAGCCAGCAUGAGGAAAUUGCCCGCGAGAGAGGCUUUGGCUACGCAAUGGAUCCUUUUGAACGCAAAUCAAAAGGUGAAAGCUAUCUCGGUGUUCUAGACACUACCGGUGGGAUAGCCAUUGCAGAUAUGGCGUGUCGUUUCGCCCUCCACAAGGGAAAGGAGAUGGGGGUUCGCUUCGUCCUGCAUCCUGAUGCCGGUUGUUUUGAGGCAUUCUGCUACGACGAUCGACAAAGAGUUACGGGGAUUAGAAUGAGAGACGGCCGAAAACACCUUGCAUCGAAGGUCAUUAUGGCGUGCGGCGGGUGGACACCAUCACUGAUCCCAGAGCUCGACGGUAUCUGCGAAACGACAGCUGGGUCAGUGGUGAUGUUGAAAAUCCCACCAAAAUCACCUCUUUUCGAACGUUUCGAUCCAGAGAGGUUCCCGUCUUGGUCAUAUAGAAUGCGAGAUGGGGCCAUUGGUGGUCUCUAUGGCUUUCCCCGAGAUGAAAGAGGGUAUAUGAAGAUUGGGUAUAGAGGCACCAAAUAUACCAAUCCUACGAUGCAAUCAGACGGCAAGGAGCGCAGUGUGCCCAUCACAAGAUAUACAGCCGACGAGAAGAUUACACAACUCCCCAAGCAAGCGUUGACAGUCGUCGAGUCUUUCAUCAGAGACUUUCUCCCAGAAAUGGUCGAGGAAGGGAUCGAUAUCCAGUUGACCCGACUAUGUUGGUAUACGGACUCUUUCGACAACCACUAUCUCAUCGACACCUUGCCUGGUCAAGAGUCGGUGCUGAUCGCGACAGGCGGCAGCGGACAUGCCUUCAAGUAUCUUCCCAACAUUGGUAAGUGGAUAGUCGACAUCAUCGAGGGAGUUGAUAUGGAUCGCCAGUUGGUCAGAAGUUGGAAAUGGAGGACAUUGCAAGCAGGUCAACAACCUGUGAAUGUUCUCAUGGAGGGUAGCAGUGGUUCAAGAGCGCUCAAGAACGUGGAAAUGUCUACCGACGAUGAUUUGAAGUUUGCCCGGAGAAGCCCGAACCUGCUGAGAAACUUCUCGGAGAUGGGCUACAUCAAAGGGCGCAAAUUGGUCGAGUCAGAGCUAGAGGCACGAGACCACAAAAUUGGCUCUGACAUGUCCAACGCCGCCGCCGCCACCAAGCCGCUUGUUGUGGCUCUCGGAGAUCCAAAAUAUGUCGGUGAUGAAUUCCUGGCAGAGUUCAAGCGGGAGUUCGAUUUCGAGAUCCUCCCAGCAACGAAUCGGCAGGAAACCCAGGAUCUCCUCCCGAAAUUCAUAGCGAGCUCUCGUCCGGUCGAUGCCUUUAUCAUUCGUAUGGGCACCAUUCCGUACGAGCCGUUCGAUGAGGGUCUUCUAGGCAGCUUGUUGCCUCAAUGCAAGAUCAUUGCCUCUGCUUCAGCGGGUUUUAAUGAGUUUGAUGUCGACUGGAUGACGCGGAAUAAUGUCUGGUUCUGCAACACUCGCGACGCCGUCGCUGAAGCGACUGCAGACAUGGCCAUUUUCUUGAUCCUGGCAGUGCUGAGAGAUACCACCCGAAGCGAGAAGAGUGCCAGGACGGGGAAUUGGAAGCAAGGCCUUGUUCCCAGUCGAGAUCCAACAGGGCUGACGCUCGGGAUCGUGGGUAUGGGGGCGAUUGGAAAGUACACGGCAAAGAAGGCCUCAGUCUUCAACCUGCGAGUCAAGUACUACAACCGCAAGCGACUCCCCCCGGACGUGGAGAGGGAGUACAAUGCCGAAUACUGCUCAUCGCUGCACGUCCUCCUCGCCGACGCGGACAUCGUCUCCAUUUCCUGCCCACUCAACGAGUCGACCACGAACCUCAUCUCGCACGCCGAAUUCGCCGCCAUGAAACCGGGCGCCUUCCUGGUCAACACGGCCCGGGGCGCCAUCAUCGACGAGGAGGCCCUAAUCCAAGCUCUGGAGUCGGGCAAGCUGACGCGCGCCGGCCUCGACGUCUUCUGCAACGAACCCAACGUCAACCCGUAUUUCUGGGAGAGUGACAAGGUCGUGGUUCAGCCGCACAUGGGCGGGUUGACGGACGUGGCGUUUAUGAAGUCCGAGAGGGAGUGUUUUGAGAAUAUUCGGAGUCUUUUCCGGACGGGGAGGCCUGUCGCGCCGGUGAAUGAGGUGGUGACCAUGUAG